Messenger RNA from Protomyces lactucae-debilis, 1673 nucleotides. RefSeq lists its product as uncharacterized. The transcript has a single exon. The record is from RefSeq and is a predicted model, not a curated record. NCBI's taxonomy places the organism in Eukaryota, Fungi, Ascomycota, Taphrinomycetes, Taphrinales, Protomycetaceae. Bases 285 to 1439 code for a protein of 384 amino acids.
GUCCCAUGCCCAAAAGUAAGACUCAGGAGCUCGAGGAGCACAUGCCAAAUUGGUUGCGACUCCUGCGUGAGGUGACUAUCUGGCAAAUUGGCAAUGGCCGAUUCCAUGAUGAACAGGCGGUGACAGCGACGAUCGAUGUUUCUGCAUAUGAAGAGCCUGGCAUCCUCCACCAUUUGUCGCUGCAGCCGCCAAGUCUUUCUCAACUAUCCUCUAUUGGCUCGCAGUAGAACGACUAUUGCUCACGGUGCACGUUUGCGUCGUUGCAGCCUUGCAAGCCUAAGGCUAUGUUGACCUCCACUGGUUGCCUCUUAUGCUUCAUCGGGUCUAUGUUCCUGCAGCUAUCGUUGCUGUCUUUCGUGGACCGCGGCACGCUGGCACAACAGGGUGGUGGAUGCAUGCAAUACCAAGUGGACGCCCAUUUACUAGUCACAGUCAAACUUGCUCCAACGUGCGACGCAGAAACGGAUGUAUCAGAUUCAGAGAUGUGCUCGCGGGACUCAUAUCUACAAGGAUCAUCGGCAGGGACAGGCGGCAAGAUUAAGCGUCCUAGACUUUCUCCGCCCAUUUCACCAAGAAGCCUAUUCACCUCGCUAGCACCAACUUUGGGCCCGGCAGACUGCGAAGCUGUAUGUGCGAAGCGUAUUGCUGAUCUAGUCUAUAGCAUCGCUGGGUCCAACGCAGAUCCUUGCUUAUACAUCAUGGACAAGAAGAAAUCCGCAUGGUGGGAUAUCCUCUUCCGACAUCCGCGAAGUGGCUUGUGGCGAACCCCGUUCGAGGUGGGUUUUGCGUGUUCGUGUCAGAUCGGGAUGGUCGUGCAGCGAGCGGUCCACCGGCUACCGCUUCAGUCAGAACGUUCGAGCAUCUUUGCGAAUCCUUCUUCUUCUUCGGUUCCUGUCUUCGACUCUGCGCAUUGUGAACCAAGCAGAAUAGCAGCCCGAAUUCUCAACACUGCCAACGUGCUCCAGCAACAGUCAUGGUACCCCAAGCCUUCCUACACAAAAGAUCGUCAAAGUCCAGACUUCGUCCUCGAAGAUCAUCUUCGAGGAUGGGUGGAUUAUUUCACCCCUGAUGGCUUAUUCUCUCCUAUCUCCUGCAAUCACGAUUGGACAGAUCUCUUUAAAGGCCACGGACUGAAUAUACAGUCAAAUCUUCUUAAGCCUCCUCACUCGAGCAACUGCUCCCUCAAAUAUUACGUUGCAGACCAACGACAGUCAGGCUACAAUGUCCUCUGCUGCCAUGGAGAACUCAUGGCCCCGAUUAAACAGCGAAUUGAGCUCUUGGAUUCGGCUGAUCCACGCGUUGAUCCUCUUGGGAUAGAUGCUUCCCGAGAAGUGUGCACACAGUUUGGCAUUCCUGUCGAGAUAGAAGACAUGAUUUUCGAGAGAGCCGCUGUUAACGUACAGCUAGGGUGGAAGCCAUCUCAGAUGAACUUUAUGUAGCUCGAAAAGUAGAAAUUGUGCUGUUGCCGGUGAUAAAGUCAAUGCUGCUAUCGCAAUCUCCUCGUCAUGCAUAUCAUUUCUCAAGGCUGAGAGGCCUAUGGGCAAGAUGGAAGUAAAUGCGAAUAAGGAUUACCUUGUGAGUCUAUAGUCUGAUUUAGUGUGAACCUUCAAAGACAUUAGCGAUGUUGCUCGUCCAUGCCUUGUACUUUACCAUAGCUAUAGCCAAGAGUGUGC